CGGAGUGAAAACAUUGAUGUUACACUGACUCUCUGUGAGGUGAUGGUGAGUUUAACAUAUGUAACAUGCUGUUGAAAUGAAUGCGCUUGUUGUUGUUACACUGAAGUGUCUUUGUAUCCAGCUGCUGCUUUCUGCCACAGUCAUGCUGUUGGAAAUGCUGCAGGAUAAUUGCGGUGAAUGCAUCUGCUGAAAAGUGUUAAUGAUGCUUCAACAGAGGGAUGAUGAGAAACUUCACACAGGUUUCAUAUUUCACCCUCGGUGCCUACUACGAAACUGAACUCUUUAAAUACUUGUACUUCCUGAUUGUUCUGGCUCUUUAUGUUGCAAUCGUCAGUGCUAACGUGUUUCUCAUUGUGAUUAUCUGCAUGAACAGAAGCCUCCAUGAGCCCAUGUACCUGUUUCUGGUCAGCCUGUUUGCUAAUGAACUGUAUGGUAGUACAGGGUUGUUUCCAUUCCUGCUGGUUCAGAUCCUCUCUGAUGUUCACACUGUUUCUUAUUCGAUCUGUUUACUGCAGGUUUUCUGUCUGUAUUCAUAUGGAGGUAUAGAAUUUUUGACUUUAGCCAUCAUGUCCUAUGACAGAUAUCUCGCCAUCUGUAAUCCUCUGCAAUAUAACACACGUAUGACCUUUAAUAAGAUCGUCAUGCUCACUGCUCUGAUAUGGAUCUACCCUUUGUUUAUCAAUGCUGUUAUAACCUACGGUCUGACUGGCAGUUUGCAGCUGUGUGGGAACAUCAUCAACAAAGUGUACUGUGACAACUAUUAUAUUGUGAAACUGGGCUGUUCUGACAUCACGGUCAAUAACGUGUUUGGACUGGUUCACAUGUUCACGGUCAUCUUUGGUCUGGUCAUGUUAAUCCUUUACACCUACAUGAGGAUCCUUAAGGUGUGUUUUUCUGGCAGUAAACAGACCAGACAGAAAGCCUUCAGCACCUGCACGCCUCACCUGGCUUCUCUGCUCAACUUCGCCUGUGGGGCUUUCUUUGAGAUCGUGCAGGGCAGGUUUAAUAUGACCAGUUUACCCAACUUGUUGCGUAUUGUCCUGUCCCUCUACUGGCUCACAUGUCAGCCACUCAUCAGCCCCUUAAUGUACGGCCUGAAACUGUCCAAAAUACGCAUUGUAUGUAAAACUCUGCUCUUUGGGAGGAAAAUGUGACUGCAGAUGUUAUCCGAUGUGUCCUUAUUAGAUGUAAUGUGACAAUGUGUAACUGCAGCAUUAAUGUAUUUUAAUAAAACAUAGAACCAAGUGUUAA
This is a messenger RNA of Amphiprion ocellaris (clown anemonefish), 1251 nucleotides long. RefSeq names its product olfactory receptor 490-like. The coding region runs from base 219 to 1154 and encodes 311 amino acids. The record is from RefSeq and is a predicted model, not a curated record. Gene Ontology annotation, cellular component: membrane. Gene Ontology annotation, biological process: G protein-coupled receptor signaling pathway. The transcript has a single exon. Gene Ontology annotation, molecular function: G protein-coupled receptor activity; olfactory receptor activity. Lineage: Eukaryota; Metazoa; Chordata; Actinopteri; Pomacentridae.